This is a messenger RNA of Coregonus sp. 'balchen', 2489 nucleotides long. The record is from the annotation of a GenBank genome assembly. NCBI's taxonomy places the organism in Eukaryota, Metazoa, Chordata, Actinopteri, Salmoniformes, Salmonidae.
UCUGUUUUUUGCAAUAUGGCUGUGCAGAGCUGGUCAGAUCUCCUAAAAGCAUCCAAGAAAACCGCUUUAAUACACGAUGGUGAGUGAAACAGAGAAAGUUAUCAUCAUUAUAAUAUUUUGUAUCACAACAUUUACCCUCGCAUUCAUCUAGUAAGACGUCAGUGUCAGUUAUAAGCUCGCUAACUAGCAUUAGCUGCUAACCAACACUCACUUUCACUUUGCCUAGCAAAUCUGUUUAGCAAAGAUAAAAGCUAGCUUGUUCACAUUUAAAUGAAUUUCUAUUGGUGCGUUGCAAACCUAUUUCCAGGGAAAAGGAAGAUACACUAUCUCUUUACAGAUGGGAAAGAAAUGGCAGAAGAAUAUGACUUGACAACAGAUGAGCUCAUUGGUAAGCUUGUUUCAGAUUAGACAACAUCUUAUCAAAAGUAUCCUGCAUUAGCUACAUUGCUUCCUGUGCAUUAUAUUGUUUCCACUCUCAUCUGUUGUUACUUACAUUCAUGUUUACUUUGCAGUACGGAAGUGGCGUUCAAAAAGCACUUUGAAAGGACAGGGACCAUGGGAGAUAGAAGUUGGAGAGCUAGUCCAAUCUACUGUAGCCUGUUUGGAAUCAGAUGUUAUCAAGGAAAACUGUUCAAACGUGAGUUGUAUUAUACAAUAUAUACAUCUGUUAUAUUUCAGUCCAUGAACUAAAUUGCAAAUUGAUACUAAUUCACUAUCAACAACAGUACUCAUCCAAAUGUGUCAACUAAUAUUUUUACUAUCUUGGAAUUAACUUCAUUUUCACAAUUUCACAAUUAAAUUAAUCAUCAAUAAAUAGUAUGCAUUUAACUGUACAAUGCUCUGUUGUAUUUCCACAGCCUGUAUUUAUGCGCAAAGACACAAAGACCAGUUUCCUGUGGAGAGUCCGGAACCUUCCGUACCCCAAAGAGGUCUACAACAUUUCAGUGGAGCCUGAUCAACGAUGCUGCAUCAUACGGACAAAUAACAAAAAGUAACAUCCAAAUUGCCUCUAUUCCACUCUCUUGCCAACGUGGCUUGGAAUUCCAUAUUUUUUUUAAUAGUUCAGCUUACAGUUGAUUUGUUUCCCCUUAGAAGUCUACUGAUAAACUGCUAGGCCUAUAUCACUUCAGAUAUCGUUACGUACCGGUCCCCGAAAAGCAAUACCACAUUCAAAGUCUAUUACAUUUCUACAGUUGUAACGUCUUCACAAUGGAGAAGGCCUCCUAUAUUUUCCUUUAUUUUCUCUGAGGAUGUCUCCCCUAUAGGUGGCACUGUUGACAAAAAUAUUGAUCUCUUGCCUUCAAGAAACCCUUUCCUCACUGCAGUGUGUUAUCCUUUGCAGGUACUACAAGAAGUUUAAUGUUCCUGAUCUGGACCGAAGCCAGUUGCCAUUGGAUAGUUCCGCACUCAGCUUCACCCACGCCAACAACACGUUAAUCGUCAGUGUAAGUACUCCUGACAACAACAACAACAAACAAACCAACUACAGUACUUCUCAAGUCCCACCUUGGAUGAAGUCUUAUAUCCAAUAUACAGAGACUGGUAGGCAAACUUGAAGCUAAACUAUAAGUUGAUAGUGGAGACUAGAUUGAAACGAUAUGUUUCUAUUCGUCUCACUUGUAUCAGAACACACCAAUAAACUCAAGGGAUUGAAUCAUUGAAUUUGUUAGAACAAACAUUAGGAUAGCCUACUAAGUAUCUGAUGAAGAGAUUGACCGUUACUUUAUGUGUAUACCUAUCAUAAUCGGUUUCUCUGUGCUAUUGGGAUUUCUUAUUUCUUGUGUUCGUUCAAAAUGGUACCCUAUUCCCUAUAUAGAGCACUACUUUUGAGCCCGACUCUGGUCAAAAGUAGUGCACUAUAUAGGGUAUAAGGAGCCUCUGUGUUAUCCCACUGCAGGCCAAACAUUACACUAAAGGAUGUACAUGGAAGAGAAACGGGCUUCUGUAGAAAUAAUGACCUAUUCUGUCUUUCCUUUCAAGUACAAGAAGCCCAAGGAGAUAUUAACCCUUGAGCACGAGUUACUCCGGGAGGUGAAGAAACUGAAGGGAACCAAUGAAGGGGACGUCGACUGCAAAACUCAAUGAAGUUCCAGUGUGGAUCUGAGGUGAUGUCACUCAAACAAGUCGUUUUUGAUUUGCACUGGUGAUGCAGUAUCCUGUAUUUUUUCUACUCUGAUUUCUGGUUCUCAAUGGGAUUCCACCAUUGGAACAUUUUUGCACAGUGCCUUGCCUUGUCCAUACUUUUCAUUGUGUUUAUUGGGUGGGGGGCUGUAGUAUUGAGACAGUGAAUUACAAACAUAGUUACUUGUUUAAACUUGUUCCUUUGCUUGUUUCAACUUGUUCUUACAAGUGUUCUAUCAAAAAGGUAUUUGAGAAAUGUCGCUGCUGUUCUGUAAAAAGUUCUGAAUCAUUGUUGCGAGAUACGAAGACUUAUUGGAUUUAACACGUGUUGUUGUCCUUUGAAGAUGAAUAAAAUUCCAUAAUGUUGU